AUGGCGGCUCAGGUUCAAGUUCAACCUCAGGCGGUGAGUGCUGGUGUCGGUGGUGCUGCUCCUGCUGGUGCUCAGCAGUUUGUGCCGACUUCAUUGUAUGUUGGGGAUCUGGAGUGGAAUGUGACGGAUUCGCAGUUGUAUGAUCUGUUUAACCAGUUAGGUCAAGUGGUUUCUGUUCGAGUUUGCAGGGACUUGUCGACUCGACGAUCGCUUGGUUAUGGCUAUGUCAACUAUGCGAAUCCUCAAGAUGCUGCAAGGGCAAUGGAGGUGCUGAACUUCACACCUUUGAAUGGGAAGGCGAUCAGAAUAAUGUAUUCUCAUCGAGACCCAAGCGUUCGCAAAAGUGGCUCUGGAAACAUAUUUAUCAAGAAUCUUGAUAAGGCAAUCGACCAAAAGGCCUUACACGACACAUUCUCUACAUUUGGCAAUAUCCUCUCCUGCAAGAUUGCGACAGAUUCAACUGGCCAAUCAAAGGGGUAUGGUUUUGUACAAUACGACGCUGAAGAAUCUGCACAAAAAGCCAUUGAAAAGCUCAAUGGCAUGCUUUUAAACGACAAACAAGUCUACGUGGGACCCUUUUUGCGCAAACAAGAAAGAGAACUAGCUGUCGACAAGACAAAGUUCACUAAUGUCUAUGUCAAAAACCUGUCCGAAUCAACAACAGAUGAUGAUCUAAACAAGACAUUUAGUGAAUUUGGAACUGUGACAAGUGCUGUUGUGAUGAGGGAUGCUGAAGGGAACUCCAAAUGCUUUGGAUUUGUUAAUUUUGAGAAUGCUGAGGAUGCUGGUAAAGCAGUUGAAGGGCUUAAUGGUCAGAAAUUUGAUAACAAAGAAUGGUAUGUUGGAAAAGCACAGAAGAAAUACGAAAGGGAACAGGAAUUGAAGCAGAGAUUUGAACAGACUAUGAAGGAGGCAGUUGAUAAAUCACAAGGGUUAAAUUUGUACAUAAAAAAUCUAGAUGAUACCAUUGAUGAUGAAAACCUCAAGGAGUUAUUUUCUUCUUAUGGUACUAUAACUUCUUGCAAGGUUAUGCGAGAUCCUAAUGGAACAAGCAAAGGUUCAGGUUUUGUUGCCUUUUCUACUUCUGAAGAAGCUUCUAGAGCACUUUUUGAGAUGAAUGGAAAGAUGGUUGCAAGUAAGCCACUUUAUGUGGCACUUGCACAACGUAAGGAAGACAGAAGGGCAAGAUUGCAGGCACAGUUCUCACAGAUGCGCCCAAUUGCAAUGGCGCCAGCUGUAGCACCACGUAUGCCAAUGUAUCCACCUGGUGGGCCAGGUUUAGGUCAACAGAUAUUCUAUGGUCAAGCUCAGCCUACAUUCAUUCCUCCACAGCCUGGAUUUGGGUAUCAACAGCAACUUGUGCCAGGUAUGCGUCCAGGUGGCGCACCAAUGCCAAACUUCUUCAUGCCAAUGGUGCAGCAAGGUCAACAAGGUCAACGCCCAGGUGGCAGGCGUGCUACUGGUCCAGGUCAGCAAAACCAGCAGCCCGUACCCCUAAUGCAGCAACAGAUGAUGCCACGUGGGAGGAUGUACCGUUACCCCCCUGGACGGAAUGUUCCGGAUGGUUCCAUGACCGGAAUUGGAGGUGGGGGAAUGGUUUCUGUUCCGUAUGACAUGGGUGGAAUGGCAUUGAGAGACACUGGAAUCACACAACCCAUUCCGAUUGGUGCUUUGGCUUCUGCACUUGCUAAUGCUUCCCCCACAGAACAGAGAACGAUGUUGGGAGAGAGUUUGUACCCAUUGGUGGAACAGUUGGAGCCUGAAUCAGCAGCAAAGGUGACUGGGAUGCUUUUGGAGAUGGAUCAAACUGAGGUUCUUCAUUUGUUGGAGUCGCCGGAGGCUUUGAAAGCAAAGGUGGCGGAGGCCAUGGAGGUUUUGAGGAAUGUGUCUCAGCAGCAGGCGGCAGCUGGUGGUGCCGCCAGUCAACUGGCGGGUCUGUCUUUGAAUGAUGGGAUUGUUUCUUAAAAACGUGUUGUGAUGUAGAAGUUUGGUUUUAGUAAGUGAAGAGAUUGAUUGUAGUUUUUUUUUUUUUUUUUUGAAGUUUGUUUGGGC
Molecule: messenger RNA, 2052 nt
Organism: Lactuca virosa
Lineage: Eukaryota; Viridiplantae; Streptophyta; Magnoliopsida; Asterales; Asteraceae
Source: the annotation of a GenBank genome assembly